Messenger RNA from Enhydra lutris kenyoni (northern sea otter), 2247 nucleotides. RefSeq names its product nitrilase 1. The transcript has 7 exons. Gene Ontology annotation, molecular function: hydrolase activity, acting on carbon-nitrogen (but not peptide) bonds, in linear amides. The record is from RefSeq and is a predicted model, not a curated record. Lineage: Eukaryota; Metazoa; Chordata; Mammalia; Carnivora; Mustelidae. The coding region runs from base 152 to 1027 and encodes 291 amino acids.
CGGGGAACCAGGGAAAGUGAACUUCCGCUCCGAGAUUGCGGGGCUGGGCUUCAUCGUCAGGCCUCCUCACCAGCUCCUGUCCCUUCUUCUGUGUCCUGGACUCCGGAUACCUCGACUCUCAGUACUUUGUGCACAGCCCAGGGCCAGAGCCAUGGCUAUCUCCUCCUCUUCCUGGGAACUGCCACUGGUGGCUGUGUGCCAGGUAACAUCAACACCGGACAAGCAGGAGAACUUCAAAACAUGCGCUGAGCUUGUUCGAGAGGCUGCGAGACUGGGUGCUUGCCUCGCCUUCCUGCCUGAGGCAUUUGACUUCAUUGCAAGGGACCCUGCAGAGACACUACAUUUGUCUGAGCCACUGGGUGGAAACCUUUUGGGAGAAUAUACUCAGCUUGCCAGGGAAUGUGGACUCUGGCUGUCCUUGGGUGGUUUCCACGAGCGAGGCCAAGACUGGGAGCAGACUCAGAAAAUCUACAAUUGUCACGUGCUUCUGAACGACAAGGGGUCAGUGGUGGCCACUUACAGGAAGACCCAUCUGUGUGAUGUGGAGAUUCCAGGACAGGGGCCUAUGCAUGAGAGUGACUCUACCAUUCCUGGGCCCAGUCUUGAGUCUCCUGUCAGUACACCAGCAGGCAAGAUUGGUCUAGCUAUCUGCUAUGAUAUGCGGUUUCCGGAACUCUCUCUGGCACUGGCUCAGGCUGGAGCAGAAAUACUUACCUACCCUUCUGCUUUUGGAUCUGUUACAGGCCCAGCCCACUGGGAGGUGUUGCUGCGGGCCCGUGCCAUUGAAACCCAGUGCUACGUGGUGGCAGCAGCACAGUGUGGACGCCACCAUGAGAAGAGAGCAAGCUAUGGCCACAGCAUGGUGGUGGAUCCCUGGGGAACGGUGGUGGCCCGCUGCCCUGAAGGACCAGGCCUCUGCCUUGCCCGGAUCGACCUCCGUUACCUGCGGCAGUUGCGCCAACACCUGCCCGUGUUCCAGCACCGCAGGCCUGACCUCUAUGGCAGUCUGGGCCGCCUGCCAUCUUAAGACACUGACUUCCAGGAGUUGAGACUCCCCGUGAGCUGGUGUGGCUGUGACCUGAAGGCAGGACCCAGGUGUGGCUCCCCUCCCCUGGAGAACCUUGCCUCUCUCCACGGAACACAGGCUCGGCUUCUUGGGAAAGAAGAAACUUUCACCUGAGCUUAGAUUUCAGUUUCAGAAAGGUGGAAUUUUAUAUAGUCACUGUUUAUUUCAUGAAAACUGAGUUUCUGCUGAGGGCUGAGCAGCACUGGCAUUGAAAAAAAUAGAAUCAUCAUAAAGUCUGUGUCCGGACAUCUCCUUUGGGAGCUCAAGGGGGAGGUGGUGGUGCACCAGUGGGACCAGGCUCCAGCGCUAGGCCUCCUGGCUCACUCGCCAUGCCUCCCUACCCAAAUAAAAGUGCAACACUCAGUGCAUGUCCCAGCCCCACGCUCCGACGCUUGGGGGUGGGGGUGGGCUAGAGAAUGGGGAAGGAAAGAGAAGACAGGAGGUGAUUAUCAACGACUUCACUUGCACCUGUGAUGCCCUUUGCUCCAGCCAGAAGAAAGCCAAGGGGAAAGGGCUGCAGGCUACAUGAUUUAUUUUCACUUGAACAUGGAAGGGAAGUCUCACACUCCCCCUUCCCCUUCUCAGGGGGAGUGUAUUUUAAUCAGCACCCCCUUCUCCGUCCACCCUGUCGGGAGGGGCAACUUGGCUGGCCCAGUCCUCUUACCCAGUCCUCCCUUGAAGAGGGUUUGGCAAAGGGGACAAAGGACAGAGCCGCACCAGGCAGAGGUCUGCAGCCCUGCAACGGAGGGGACCGGGCAGAGAGGAGCAGCACCAGAGGCCAGGAGAGCGCGGAAAGGGCCACAGCUUCGUUUUUUAAAAAUUCUAUAAUUUGGGAGAGGGUGGUGAUUCAUUUCCAAAAUACACUUCAGAGUCCCACCUUCCACACAGCUCCCUUACUCACAGCCCUUUGGUUUUUCAGACAAAAUUGAAGAGCCCUCAUAAAGCCAGAAGUACGGAUAACCCCGCAACGCACCCAAAAGCAGUGUUCACUUCCGACCCUUACAAAGACUAUGUUCCGUAGCCUUUGCUUCUCCCUCUACGUUUGUCUUACGGCUCAGUGGCAAGGUGGCUGUAGAGACACACAUUAGGAGGGUACGUGGAUAAGGGAAACAAAGGGGAGGCCCAGGCAUGUGGGUGCAGGGAGGGAUGGGGAACACCACUUCCAUUUUCGUCUCUUCCUU